CAAAGCUCCGGUGCCGCGAUCCAGCUGAUUGAGGAGGGCAGAUCAGACCGUCUGAGCCUCGUUUUCUUUUUGCUCGGGAAGAAGUCCUGGAGUCGGCUGUGGGAGUGCUGCGUUUCUCUCGGGGGGGUUCGUGAUGGUGCAGGAUGGAGGUUGAAGUUCGAAAGUUGAGGUUGGAGAAAGAAGAAAAAGGCGGACAAGGAAGGCAGAAAAAAAGGCGCGGUGGGCGGGACGAACCACUUGCGCAGACUGAUGAAGUAAUCAAGCACGUGAUAUGUUGCCCCGGGCAACCGUCGACGGUAAACACAGCGAGCCUGGACAAGCUCGAGGCUUUUGCUCUCUUCCUGACCGUCCAUGAUAUCCUCAUCACCUCCCACCCCAUCACCCCCUUUGACAUCUAUCGCUCACUUCUUGUUACGAUUUACGAUUUUCUUUUGCCUUUGUUUUCCUGCUACGAACACCAAAAAAUAAUUAUUAACAAAAAGCCCAAAAAAAAAAGGGAAGCUCGAGGAUAUAGACCUUAAAAACCCCCGAA
Trichophyton rubrum CBS 118892 is the source of this 532-nucleotide messenger RNA. RefSeq lists its product as uncharacterized. The record is from RefSeq and is a predicted model, not a curated record. NCBI's taxonomy places the organism in Eukaryota, Fungi, Ascomycota, Eurotiomycetes, Onygenales, Arthrodermataceae. Bases 144 to 521 code for a protein of 125 amino acids. The transcript has a single exon.